AUGGUCCGCGCCAGGCACCAGCCCGGCGGGCUUUGCCUCCUCCUGCUGCUGCUUUGCCAGUUCAUGGAGGACCGAAGCGCCCAGGCUGGGAAUUGCUGGCUCCGCCAAGCGAAGAACGGCCGCUGCCAGGUCCUGUACAAGACAGAACUGAGCAAGGAAGAGUGCUGCAGCACCGGCCGCUUGAGCACCUCCUGGACCGAGGAGGACGUGAAUGACAACACACUCUUUAAGUGGAUGAUUUUCAACGGGGGCGCCCCCAACUGCAUCCCUUGUAAAGAAACGUGUGAGAACGUGGACUGUGGACCAGGGAAAAAAUGCCGAAUGAACAAGAAGAACAAACCACGCUGUGUCUGCGCCCCAGAUUGUUCAAACAUCACGUGGAAGGGUCCAGUCUGUGGACUGGAUGGGAAAACCUACCGCAACGAAUGUGCACUCCUGAAAGCCAGAUGUAAAGAGCAGCCAGAGCUGGAAGUGCAGUACCAGGGCAAAUGUAAAAAGACCUGUCGGGAUGUUUUCUGUCCAGGCAGCUCCACGUGUGUGGUGGACCAGACCAAUAAUGCCUACUGUGUGACAUGUAAUCGGAUUUGCCCAGAGCCCACCUCCUCUGAGCAGUAUCUCUGUGGGAAUGAUGGAGUGACAUAUUCCAGUGCCUGCCACCUGAGAAAGGCCACCUGCCUGCUGGGCAGAUCGAUUGGAUUAGCCUAUGAGGGAAAGUGUAUCAAAGCAAAGUCCUGUGAAGAUAUCCAGUGCGGUGGUGGAAAAAAGUGUUUAUGGGAUUUCAAGGUUGGCAGAGGACGGUGUUCCCUCUGUGAUGAGCUGUGCCCUGACAGUAAGUCGGAUGAGCCUGUCUGUGCCAGUGACAAUGCCACUUAUGCCAGCGAAUGUGCCAUGAAGGAAGCUGCCUGCUCCUCAGGUGUGCUGUUGGAAGUAAAGCACUCCGGAUCUUGCAACUCCAUUUCGGAAGACACUGAGGAAGAAGAAGAUGAAGAAGACCAGGACUACAGCUUUCCUAUAUCUUCUAUUCUAGAGUGGUAAACCCUCCACCAAUGUUCAUGUUCACACAGGCUUUGAGCAAAACAAAACAAAACAAAAAAGAAACAAAAAAAACAAAAAAAAUAUAUUGUCCAUACUGUAAAUAAGUGUAUGCUUAUUUAUUUGGGGGGAAAACUAUACAUUAAAGGACCUUUGUCCUAAAGCUCUCUCCCAGGCCACCUUGUUACUCACUGGGCAUGGAGAGGCAGUCAUUGUGAGGUCUACUGGAUGAGGACCAUAGUUGAAACUUGUAGACAUUUAUUUAUACUGUGUCAUGUUUUAUAAUUUAUACAUAAAAUGUCUGGUUGACUGUAUACCUUGUUUUUGAAGAAAUUUAUUCGUGAAAGGAAGCGCAGUUGUUAUUUAUUGUGAGGUCUCUUGCUUGUAAAGUAAAGGCUUUUUUUUUUCCCCCUUGUAAACCAUUUAAGUCCAUUCCUUACUAUCCAUUCACUCAUCUGUCUCCUUUCAUUUCACUGUACUUUUUCACUUUUAACAAACUUGCAUGUUCGUUUCUGUCAUGUUUAUUUAUUGGAUUCUCUGCUGCCUGAUCUGUACAUACAUGAUCCCUCGGGUUUUGUUUACAAGGAAUCUUGACUGACCAAAAGGCAUUAUAACUCUGACUCAAAUGCAAGGUACAGAGGACAUGCAUCUUUGAGGAAACUCCUACUUCAUUUCUCUUGUGCUGAUGAGGCCAUUUGUGGGAGAGGGUGUGAGAGCAGUGUUAGAAUUCUAUUAAUGUACUUUUAAAAUGUUACAAAUCCAAAGACAUGGAGUGAUGUGGGUGUCUCAAGACUAAAGAAAGGCAAACGCUACACAUUUAACCUUUUGUUAGGUGUUUCCUUUAAGCUAGUCAGCUGUACCUUUUAAAUUCUUUUUCAACCAAUGUGUCACUAAAAGUUCUAUCAAAGAUUUAUCAGUUCAAGUUUCUUGCUUUUCAUAAUACUUUCUUCUGAUGCAAUUUUAUAUUUUCAAACAUGGCAAGUUAAAUAUAAAUUCAUUUA
Messenger RNA from Fukomys damarensis (Damara mole-rat), 2033 nucleotides. RefSeq names its product follistatin (gene Fst). The transcript is spliced from 6 exons. NCBI's taxonomy places the organism in Eukaryota, Metazoa, Chordata, Mammalia, Rodentia, Bathyergidae. Gene Ontology annotation, molecular function: protein binding; activin binding. The record is from RefSeq and is a predicted model, not a curated record. The coding region runs from base 1 to 1035 and encodes 344 amino acids. Gene Ontology annotation, biological process: negative regulation of activin receptor signaling pathway; cell differentiation; regulation of BMP signaling pathway.